Juglans regia (Persian walnut) is the source of this 1217-nucleotide messenger RNA. Its product is annotated as auxin-responsive protein IAA16. Gene Ontology annotation, molecular function: protein binding. Gene Ontology annotation, biological process: regulation of DNA-templated transcription. Gene Ontology annotation, cellular component: nucleus. Lineage: Eukaryota; Viridiplantae; Streptophyta; Magnoliopsida; Fagales; Juglandaceae. The coding region runs from base 188 to 955 and encodes 255 amino acids. The transcript is spliced from 5 exons. The record is from RefSeq and is a predicted model, not a curated record.
UCGGGCCUUCUUCCAACACUCUCAUAUUUCCCAUACUUCACAUGUACCCUCUCUUACCGACAUUAGCAAGAGAAUAAGAAACGCUGCGACGAAGAAAAAAGAACGCGAGAGAGAGAGACAAGGGAAAAAAGAAAAAGGAGAGGAUCAUCGAACCAGCUAGCUAGUAUUGGAGGUUUUUGGUGUAAAAAUGAGUAGCAUUUUGGCGGUGGAUCAUCGCGACAAGUACAGCAUGAUUAAUUUCGAAGAGACGGAACUGCGUCUCGGAUUACCCGGCGGAGGUGGAAAUGAUGGCGAUGCAGUCAAGAAUAGUUCGAAAAGAGGGUUUUCAGAAACCGUUGAUUUGAAGCUUAAUCUUUCCUCCAAAGAGAUUUCUUCCGCGGCCAAGAACGAAGUUGAAAAGAUGAAGGAGAAGAGUACUGCUCUACCACGCUCUACUACUACUACUACUACUGAUCCUGCAAAGCCCCCAGCAGCCAAGGCACAAGUUGUGGGUUGGCCACCCGUACGAACAUUCCGAAAGAACAUCGUGGCGGUCCAGAAGAACAGUAGCACUAGAGACGAAGCAGCCGAGAAGGGCAGCGUGAGCAGUGCUGCUGCCUUUGUUAAGGUUAGCAUGGAUGGUGCACCAUAUUUACGUAAAGUGGACUUGAAGCUGUACAAGAGCUACCAGGAACUCUCUGCUGCCUUGGGCAAAAUGUUCAGCUCCUUUACCAUUGGUAAUUGUGGGUCACAAGGAUUAAUGAAGGAUUUCAUGAACGAGAGCAAGUUGAUAGAUCUUUUGAAUGGUUCCGAGUACGUGCCCACUUAUGAGGACAAGGACGGAGAUUGGAUGCUUGUAGGCGAUGUGCCAUGGGAGAUGUUUGUUGAUUCUUGCAAGCGUUUGCGAAUAAUGAAAGGAUCCGAAGCCAUUGGACUUGCACCGAGAGCAGUAGAGAAAUGCAAGAACAGAAGCUGAACAUUUUUCCCCCUUUUUCUCAAACCUGUGCGGUCAAGCACUGAGUUUGGAUAAUUCUGUACCAUGUUUUUCGGUUUUUUUGUUUUUGUUUCUUCCAUUGUAAUCAUAUGAGAGACAUAUUCGAGAACUUUUAGGAACAAGAAGCAAUAAUAUAGAAGAUGUUCAUAAGACCUUUGCUAGUGUUCAUGUGUAAGUUUGUUUAUUUUGAAUGGAUUGUAUGCAUGAUUAAUAAUGUCAAGGUUUUCUUGUUGUCAUGACUCAA